AGAGAAGAGGUCGCCGCGAUAGUGCUUAUCGGUUAUCGCUGUGGGGGCGACAAAUUACGUAUAAAGUCGUUAAACUUUGGAUAUGCAAACAAACUACUGAUACACUUUAUGGCAAUAGCGAAGCAGACACAGGUCCCAUAUGUAUAACCGCUUAACGAGAGUGCUGGCCAAAUAUUUACCAGGCCAUAAAGCGUGUGACAAACCAAGAAGCCAGCGAUGACGAUUGCAGCUCCGUUGAAGGUUUCCUCGUGGAAAACAUGUUUAUGCAUAUGAAAGCCACCGCCACUGGCGAACUUUGAUAACGCGUUGGCGGCGAGAUUAUGCUGGAAAAUAUAUAAAAAUCCCAACCUGGCCACAACUCAGCACAGUUCCAUUCCAGCCAUUCACUCAAGAGGCAAUCCAAUCACUCAAAACAUAAGCGGUUUUUAAAAGCAACAAUGAAUCACAAAGUAUUUCUGGUCCUAGCUUUGGCUCUAUCGGUCUGCCAAGCGCUGCCCUAUGUAUCCUACGAUGAUGUGGAUGAUACGGAGGUCAUCGAGCUGCCUGGAGUCGAGGAGGCACCACCCACUCUGGGCAAGGACAUCAUCGAUCUGACACCAUUGGGUACGGCGCUCUUUGGCAAACCGGAUGAGCAGUUGACGGCGAAUCGUGUGAGCAACUUCAGUGCCAAUGCAGAUGAGAUGAAUCCUGAGGAGCUGGGCAGCUACCUGGAGGGUGACAUGCUGGUGCCGCAAACGGAUCUGAUCAUGAAGAACGGCCUGCCCACGCAGUCCUCCCGUUGGCCAAACGGUGUGGUGCCCUAUGAAAUCCGAGGUAACUUCAAUGCCAGGGAUAUGGCCACAAUCGAGAAUGCCAUUGCUGAGUACCAUCGUCGGACGUGCAUCCGGUUUGUGAAGCGCAGCUCGGAGAGGGAUUACAUCUCCAUACGCGGCGACAACUCCGGCUGCUGGUCCUCCGUGGGUCGAGUGGGCGGUAAGCAGGAGGUGAAUCUACAGUCUCCCGGCUGUCUCAGCCGUCCUGGAACCGCCAUGCACGAGCUGAUGCACGCCCUUGGCUUCCUCCACGAACAGAAUCGCAUGGAGCGCGAUGGCUAUGUGGCCAUCCAGUACAACAAUGUCCAGUCGUCGGCGAUGAACAACUUCGAAAAGGCCGCCCGCACGGAGGCCUUUGGGGUGCCCUACGAUUAUGGCAGCGUGAUGCACUAUUCCAAGAACGCCUUCUCCAUCAACGGACAACCCACCAUUCUGGCCAUGCAAGCCAACGGCGCCGAGAAAAUGGGCCAGAGGAAUGGUUUCUCUGACUUCGAUAUCCAGAAGCUGAAUCGCAUGUACGAUUGUGGAGCUGCCAACGCUGCUCCAGUUGCCCCGGCAUUACCCGCACCUGGUGCUGCUCCUGGCGCCGCUGCUGGCAGUGGCAAUCCCAUCGUCGAUAGCUUCCUUGGCGGCCUGAUCAGCGGCUUGGGCUUGGGCGAUGAGAAGAAGGAGGCCAGUUCCUAGAUAGAACUGAUCCGUAGAAUCUACUAGCUCGUAACAUCACCAACGCUCGAAAGUAUUUAACGCAUUCCACAUACCAAAAAACUAGCACCAAUGAAUCUAUAGCUAAUAUGUUUAGUUGUUAAUUAUAAAGAUA
Drosophila yakuba is the source of this 1629-nucleotide messenger RNA. Its product is annotated as hatching enzyme 1.2. Gene Ontology annotation, biological process: proteolysis. Gene Ontology annotation, molecular function: zinc ion binding; metalloendopeptidase activity. The record is from RefSeq and is a predicted model, not a curated record. The transcript is spliced from 2 exons. The coding region runs from base 438 to 1496 and encodes 352 amino acids. NCBI's taxonomy places the organism in Eukaryota, Metazoa, Arthropoda, Insecta, Diptera, Drosophilidae.